CUCGACGACUCAACGAGGUUUGGAUAUGGCGGUCGACGUGGAGACUCUCCGCUGUCGUCGCAAGACUUGCUGUGGCAUUCUUUCCUGCACAAGAGCCGGCGGCGGCAGCGGAGCAAUAGCAACAUUCUUCUUCUUCUUCUUCGUCUUCCUGGUGGUCCUCUCUGUUCCAUCGCGGCCGAAGCUCGCGGAGGCGAGAGUGCAGGCAACGGUUGUCAAUGGGAGGGAAGUGACGGAUUACAGGUACUAUGGCUUCCAAGUAGUGCUCUUUUAUGAGGGGACACUGAAAUGCGGCGCCAGCAUCAUCGCGCCCUCCUAUGUACUCACUGCAGCUCACUGCGUUGAUCAGGGAAGCAUCAGCACCCCCACGUUCUCUUUUAUCCCAUCUUCGGUACCGUCUCCGCUUCCCCCGCGCUCCAGGGAAAACCCACGCCAUCAUCGCAACCUGACCACAGAUCCCGAUGCUGACGCGGAUUACUACGACAUCGGCUAUGGGAGCGCUGACAAGGAUGAGUCCAAGAGGGUGAGGGCCUCUGAGGUCUGGAUUCACAAAGGGUAUAUCCGCAAUGAGACGUAUCAGCGAGUCCGAGUCAGCAACAACUACGCGAUCCUGAAGUUGGUCAAGCCUCUGCCUUUCUCCGACAACGUGCGCUCGAUCUCCCUUUCUCCUGACGACUCUCUGCUGGAGAUUGGAGACGACCUGACUGUGAGCGGAUGGGGAAGUGUACUCACAGGCGGACCGUAUCCGAACAAGUUGAAAUCGGUGACCGUCGAUCACCUGCCCAAUAUAUGUGCCAUCAAAUAUAGCAAUCGCGGCUACUAUGGGACGUAUCAAAAAGUGUGGUUCGAUAAGGCGGAGAUGAUCUGUGCUGGAUGUCAGGCAGGAGGCACCGGAGGAUGCACAAAGGACAGCGGCGGGCCUCUGACUGCCAAGUCAUCACGAGGGGGAUGUCCCGUGCAAGUGGGCCUUGGCAACUGGGAGAGACUGGGACUUGGACUGGGACUGGGAAGUGGAUGCGCGGAGGAGAACAAUCCAGAUGUGUAUGCGCGUGUCAGUAAUGCCGUGUCAUGGAUCGAAUCCGUCGUUCGGCAGCCUGUCAGGAGCACAGUGGUGGUCAGCGCGACAGACCAGUGUGACAACUGCAUCGGGAACCAGCACCCCACUGUCGCCGACUGCCAGCGCGCAGACAAGUACGAUCUGCAGCUGUGCGACAUGCAGGCACGACUUGCCAGUGCAUUCGUGUUAGAAGAACCACGGUGCAACGGUGGGAAGCAUAAGCUCAAAGCAUACCUCAACUUCCACAGGGGCUUUCCGGCCGCACCGGCAGCCAAACGCGAGCAGCUUAAACAGGGGUACGUCUUCUUCCUGCGCACCGACAAGGGGUCUGGCCGCAGCAUUGUCAUGCUUCCUAGACAUGGCAACACCACCACCUUCAAGGGGGUCAGGAUCAACACCCCACUUAAGAAGCCACAAUUCGCUGGAAAUCCGCCGACGGCAGUGAGGUUCGAUACGAAGGAGGGGGCAUGGAUUUAUCGCUGGCCAGGUUGCUCCUCACAGCACACAUAUGCAGCUCUCUAUGUAUUGGAUAUGGGGAGUGGAAAGCCAAAGUAUUAUCAGAUCUCCAUUGCCGUGGGCAAGGUCCCAUUACCAUGACAGACCUGCACACUUGAGGUACGCACCAGGUAGAAAUUUUUCAUGGUGGUGAUGAUGAUGAUGAUGAUGAUGAUGAUGAUGAUGAUGAUCAUCAUCAUCAUCAUCAUCGUCGUCAUCGUCAUCAUGAUCGUCAUCGUCAGCAGCAGCGGCAGAAGUAGACCAGUAAGAGAGAAGCAGGAGGAGCCAGCGCUUUAGGAUGAGGAGGUAAGGUUCCAGCUCCAGUGGCAUCAAAGCCCCAGCAAUCGAUAUGAUCACUGGUUAGGACAUCUCUUGUUUCUCCGAGUUUGUGCGGAGGAGUCCACAAGCUGAUUACGGACACGUGGAACACUGUCUCGCUGCAAUGUGAGUGCUUGCAGCACUCUGGUGUAAACACUGUACAACAUAGAUAGGACAAACACUACCGUCUUCCGCCGAACAUAACGCACCCUGAAAUUGAACGUAUGCAAGCUAUAUUUCCGGUCCGGUACAGCCAAGAUGAGGGUGCGUUGUGUUCUGGGGAAGACGCUAAUGCCAAUCCAUGUUCGCCACUGCCAUCACGAGCUCAUCAUCAUCAUCGUCAUCAUCAUCAUCAUCAUCAUCGUCCUCAUUAUCAUCGUCAUUAUCCUCAUGGCUAUUGUCAUCAUUAUCUUCGGCAGCAUGGCAGGAGCAGCAGUAGAAAUACUAGUAGCUGCAGCAGCGAAGGAGCUAGUAAGGGGAUACAGCGGAAGCGCAAUGGGUUGGUAGAAAAGAAACAUGCACCGGCAGAUUCACAUAAGGGAGUGUAGUAUGAGCAAAGUAGCAGUGGCAGGAGAUGUGUACCAUGAGUUGGCGUUUUGCAGUUGGGUGAUAUCAUGGGUGAUAUCAUGGGUGAUAUCAUGGGUGAUAUCAUUAGAACAGGGUUGGAGUAAUGGAGGGAGGUGUCGCUCCCCACCCACCAAUAGAUGGAGCACCAUGGUUUGAUAAAAAAGAAAAAAAGAAAAAAAAAGAAAGGGAGGUGUCUAUAUUGUAUUGUCAAUGCUAGGAGGGAUGAAGCGGCUCGGAGGGUUUCUUCUUUUACUUUUUUUUUUUUUUUUUGGUCAUCUGAAUCAGAUUCCAUCCGGAAUUGAACCCAUGCACUGUUCACUUACAGGUACAUGGGUCUGUUCAUAUCCGUGUGUGGGGGUAAGAUUAAGAUAUUUCAUUUCUUUUUUUUUCCGCUCUUUUAAUUAUUUAGGUUGAUAGAGCCAUAAGGAAUUGAUUAUCGUCCGACAUGGCACCUGUAUAGUUUAUAGUAAUUUUUUAAUUAUUUUUAUUAAUUUACUUAGCGCAGGACUCGGUAGCUGGAACCGAAUCUUUCUAAUUGGUGCCCAUCAGAUCACAUGUGAAUCACAGUGGGGAUGUGAAAUACACCAUCAAUUUUUGGCUAGGACAGACAGCAAGACGACCGACCGGUCGUUGUCCUCGCUAGGUCCGUGAAGAUGACAUCCGUCGACAGUUCUGUAAGUCUUUUGUAUAUGUCUUGUGAUAUUUGUUUAAUGUAAAGAGGGGAAGGAAAUCACUGUCGGUGCAGAGGAUGGAUGCUUGCAGCAGACACUGUGAAAACGGGAACAGCCAGUGUCAAAUUAUAAAGAGGGAAGUACUUUCAUGUCACAUCAGAGUUUCAUACGGGGAAAAAAAAGAAAAGAAAAGAAAAAAAGCGUCGGCAAAGAGACCAGGGGCGCGCGAGUUCAAAAACGGGCAAUGAAAGUACAAGUACCGG
Chara braunii is the source of this 3368-nucleotide messenger RNA. The record is from the annotation of a GenBank genome assembly. Lineage: Eukaryota; Viridiplantae; Streptophyta; Charophyceae; Charales; Characeae.